Spodoptera litura is the source of this 572-nucleotide messenger RNA. RefSeq names its product bombyxin-related peptide A. Lineage: Eukaryota; Metazoa; Arthropoda; Insecta; Lepidoptera; Noctuidae. Gene Ontology annotation, molecular function: hormone activity. Gene Ontology annotation, cellular component: extracellular region. The record is from RefSeq and is a predicted model, not a curated record.
UAAACAUUCCCUAAAACCACACCGCAGCUGAAACGUAAAACAUGAAGCUCAUCCUGGUAUCCUGUCUUCUGACCCUGGCGUAUGCUGCAGCAAACCAGACCCCCGUGAUCCUGUGUGGACGGCAGCUGGCUAACGCUAGAGUAUUAUUGUGUUAUGGGAAAGAAUAUGUCAACAAGAGGACAAGGAUUAGCCCAGUUUCAGACUUCAUGGCUGGCGAAAAAAUGAAUGAAAUCGAUUGGCCGUGGAGCGGGCGUCGAGGAUCCUUGAGUGCCAACUGGUCACGAUACAAGAGAGACGGACUGGUCGACGAGUGCUGCCUCAAGCCCUGCACUACCGACGUCAUCCUUAACUACUGCUAAACGAAAAUCAACCUUAAACCAAAGAAAAUCAGAAUGAAGACAAAAAUUUUCUAACGCAAGAAAGUUGUAGGAAAACUUGCGGCAACCCUGAGAAGACUUAAGCAAGAUGGCGUCAUUUCAUUCUGAACGCUAAUGUACGUAUAUUUAUUUAGAUGUAAGCUAGUUACGUAACCAGUCCACAUAAAUAAUUGUAUAUUUUAUACUAUAAACCUA